This is a messenger RNA of Exaiptasia diaphana, 2312 nucleotides long. RefSeq names its product RING finger protein 150. NCBI's taxonomy places the organism in Eukaryota, Metazoa, Cnidaria, Anthozoa, Actiniaria, Aiptasiidae. The transcript has 6 exons. Bases 103 to 1293 code for a protein of 396 amino acids. The record is from RefSeq and is a predicted model, not a curated record.
AAGUGUGGUAGAGCAAUAGUUGUUGCUGUGUAACUGAGGUGUAAUAUUUGUCCUCAAAAACGAAAAAUCUAUACCUGUACAGAUUUUAAUAUUUGUGAGAUUAUGUUGUCGAUCAAGUUCUUGGGAGAGUUGUGGACUUUGUUGGCGAUUCAUGUGGUUUUUGUAACGUGUUUUUAUGAAGAGAAAGAGCAGACAAAGUAUACCAUGGCUAAACUGAAUAUUACGGUUUUGAACGAGAAGGGGAAGCGCUUUAUUGCUCUUUCUGAAGAUGGGAAUUUCGGUGUUCAUAGUCCCAUGGAUCAUACUGUUGGUUGGUUGUAUAAACUCAGUAAUUCUAACAAGCAUGGAUGCAAUUUUUUUAACAUAAAAGUCAUCAAACCAUGGAUUGCUCUCGUUCGAAGAGGAUCGUGUCGAUUCGACGAUAAGAUCCGAAACGCCGAAAAACACAACGCAAGUGCCAUUAUAAUCUACGACAACGAAGAUUCCGAAUUGCCAGUUAUGAACAAUUUUGAUUCUCGGGCUAUUGAAUCUGUUAGUAUUAAGAAGAAUUUGGGUGAAAGCUUAGUUAAAAUGAUUGAAAACAACAAAACAAUAUUUGUGGAAAUAAGUAAGGGACCUUAUGAAACAAAAUGGCAAGUUAAUCCUACAUCGGUUCUAUUUGUCUCUGUUUCAUUUAUUGUUCUUAUGGUUAUUUCCUUGGCUUGGCUUGUCUUUUAUUACGUACAGAGAUUUCGUUAUGUCCACGCUCGCGAUAAAACCGAGAAGCGUCUGACAUCUGCAGCUAAGAAGGCUAUUGCUAAGUUAUCAACUCGAACUGUCAGUAAGAAGGAUGAGGAAGAAGAAAUGGAUGGAUGUCCUGUUUGUUUAGAUAGCUACAAAGGUGGAGAUACAAUAAGAAUAUUACCUUGUCAGCAUGAGUUCCAUAAAAUAUGCAUUGAUCCUUGGCUUGUCGAACACAGAACUUGUCCAAUGUGUAAACUUAACAUCUUGAGAGAGCUUGAAGUGCCAAGUCCACCAAAUCCAAGGAUUACUGUGGAAACUGAAGGAACCACUACAAUAGAACCUGAACCUGAAGAUCAUCAGAAUGCAGCUGAUAACCCAGUUGUGUUCAUUGGUGAUAUAGAAGGUACUCCACUAGAUAUACAACAGAGAAGACAAAGCACUGAUGGUGAAAGCUCAGGGAGUGCUGAUUCUGCUGCUAGGAUUCUUCAAGUAAAUGCAGAUGUUAAUUGGGAACGAGAUGAACGUGAUAACUCUACAUCAAACUUGAUUGGAUCUUCAGUGAAUACUUAAUAAUGUUAAUCUUAUCAUUCCAGCUGGUCUAAAUUGGUAAUGUAAUAUGCUUUUCGCAGUAUAUUCCUCAAGAUUGGUUGACCUUGGUAAACUGACAUUGAGUUGAGAGGACAUUGCACAAGUAUUAGGGAGGACCAAAACAAUCGAAGUAAUAAUACUAGGGCUGAGACUGGUUUCGAAAAUUCAAUAAUACAAUAAUGACAGCUGCCAAUGAUAUUAUUGGAUACUAUCAUUGAUGCAAAACCACUGUGCCAAUUGUCUGAACAGUGGCAGUAAUAAUAAGAAAGCCAGUUCUAAUAUCUAAUAAAAGAAUACCUGCAUUUCUAUUUUAAUCAUGUGAAACGUUGAAAAAAGUAUGAACCCUUCCCUGACUAGUCAAAGAGAGCUAUGCACUUUAUUAGUUUUUCUUUGCACUUGUAAGAAUAAUGUAAAGCCAAGACAAAAAAAAAAUUGUCCAAAAGGUUUUUGAUGAAAUAUAGCACAAGUUUGAUAUUAAUGUUAUUCUGUUUUGUACUUGAUAUUUACAAAUUAUUACCUACAAUUAACCAUAAGCAAAGGUAACAUAAGGGAAAAACAUAAGAAAGUCAUAUUAAUUUCAAAGCAGGAAAAAAAACUUAGUACAAAAGUACUGUGGCUUAUUAAACAUGUUUCCUAUCUCUGCAAUAGUCAUAAUUAUUAUGAACAUAAGACUGAAAAAUACUGUUUACUAACAGUAACUGUGCAUUUCUUCAGAAAGCCACUCUGAAAUCUUUAUUUUCAUUGAUUAUACAGGAAACAUAUUUUAUUGCCAUCAGGGUGCACUUUGAAAGCAAAUAUAGACAGUUUAAUUUUUGUAGCAAAAGCUUUACACACCUUGCACUUAAAAAAGACAUUUGCACUUAAAAAAGACAUUGAAAUUGCCAGAUUUCAAAAUGUUAUGGACUAGGAAUACAAAUAUUUUAGUAUCUAAGACCACAUCUAGUUUCACCAAAUUUUGUAUUGGUGUAUUGGGUUGUUGAAUUAAAUACAGAUGGAGUAUA